CACAAGCUGGCCAAGCUUGUGUUCCGUACGCUAGCACCGUUACAAGACCGGAUAUCAUAGCCAGCCUCCCAAAAAAAAUGUACUUUUCUCACUUUCCCUAUUUGUGUUUCAAUGUGCUUUUAAUUGUAUUUGCGAUUGGACUUGAUACUAGUCUCAAAUAUUUCCACACGCUUGUAGCGUUCCACUUAAAUAGCCGAUGCCUUACUGCGAUGACAAACGCUACGACCGUAUCUAAUCUAGCGAGGCUAACCGCUAUUGUCCUCUAAGGUCGUGUGUAAAUUUCCCGACUGGAAGAUGAGAUGCCAAAAACGUGAUUAGCGAUCGGUCGACUUCGAGCUUUAAAUGUCAAUGCAGAGUCGUCAACUCGACGCGUCGAUUAAUCGUUUCGAUGCCUAGCGUUUAUCCCGCUUUAAAUCUGUUUGCGAUAUUUCUAACAGUAAAUCGUCACCUGUGGUCAAAACUGACUUUGGCCCGAACAGUAGCCAAUCAGGAAGCUCGCUGACGUUCAUGUUGUUGCCGGACAAAAAUAGAACAGGAAGCUACUUGUUGCGUUGCGUGUUUUUGUAACGUCUCACAAGUCAUCCACUGCAAUUCAGUGACCACAUAAGUCAACUGUUAGCCUAGCUGCUUCUCGUUCUAAUUCUACUCUUGUUAUCCAUCAGUCUGGAUGCUCUGUGGCACGAUGCUGCCUCUCACAGGUCAAUCGUGGUACUACACCAGCCAGGAGACUUGCGAUUGUCGAUGCUCUACCGCCCCCUGCGGCCGCGGCGAGGCACUGCAGCACGAUGGCCCCGUGACGGCCGGGAGCAGCGGAUGAGCCGCAGCGGAGGUGAGAACGGCAGCCGGGGCGUGCGGACGGGGAUCUCCCGGUCACAAGCGAGCCGAUGGAGCAGGAAGGCGGCGGCGGCCGAAGCGGCGCUGCGGCGAUCCCGGUGCUGCAUGAGCACGAGCGGCGCUACUACUCGGGCUUGCACGGGCUGUGCCGGGCGGACUCCUCCGGGAAGCGGCUGUCCUCCUCCAAGGUGGCAGAACUCUUCCAGGCGGCCCAGCUCCCCGCCGACGUGCUGCACAAAGUGACGGAGUUGUGCGGGGCCAAGCGCGCGGGCUUCUUCGGCACAGCUCACUUCUUCGUGGCGCUCAAGCUGCUGGCCGCCGCCCAAGCCGGCCUGCCCGUGCGCCUGGACAGCGCGGCGGCCGAUCUACCUCUGCCCAGAUUUGCGGGGAUCAAGACGGAAGCAGAGAUGAGAUACGUCGCCAACGCGCCCGCCGGCGUGGAGGCGCGGCGCGACGAAACGCGCGCUUCGGACCCGGGUGGCGAGCGGAAGGAGCCGCCGCCGCCAGGCAGCUCGCCGCUGGCCUUCCACGCCGACCAUUACGCCACGCCGACAGAACGACAGAUGGCCGACUCGCACAUGAAGAGGGGAGAGCGGCAGGACUGCGCUGACGACGACGACGACGACGACGAUGACGACGACGAUGGCGACGACCCCUGGAGGAUCACAGAGGAACAGCGGGAGUAUUACACCAAUCAGUUUCAAAGCCUGCAGCCCGACCUGGGGGCGCUCAUACUGGGUGCUGUUGCAAAGAACUUCUUCACAAAGUCCAAACUUCCCAUUCCUGAACUGUCGCACAUUUGGGAACUGAGCGACGUGGACCGGGACGGCGCUCUUACCUUGCCGGAGUUUUGCGCCGCGUUCCACUUGAUCGUGGCCCGCAAGAACGGCUACCCUCUUCCCGACAGCCUUCCGCCCGGCCUGCAUCUCGGAUUCGGAGCACCAGAUGACGACGUCCCCCCUCAACUUCUGAUCGUCUUUGAGGGCGGCGGAACGGGACUCGGUCGGACGGAUCGGAGUGUCACGCACCCGACGAGUGCGUUAAACGAAGGAGCCGCUCUGCAACUCGCCGCCUUUUCCCACCGGCCAGAUCUUUCCUCUCAGGACGUCGACCCGCAGACCAAGACGAAAAGUCGCCAAAGAUCCUACUCCAGCGCUUCCAUCGACGACGCGGCGAGGAAGGCGGAGGAGCCUCCGGCGCCGCCGCCUCGACCCCAGAAGAAGAGCCACUCCAGAGCCUCCUCGCUGGACCUCAACAAGCUCUUCCAGCAGGGGGCGCCAGGCGUGAAGAGCGGAGUGUUGCCCGCUCCUCCGGCGCUGCCUCCCAGACCUUCCGCCUCGCAGGUUCCUCAGACCAAAGUGCAGCAGCCCAACUUUGCAGACUUCAGUCGCUUCAGAGAAGAGGAGGAGAGCGGUGUGAAAACAGAAGAGCGCUGCCGACGCUGCCGAUAUGAUCAAAGUACGGAAGACUCGUCCAGCGCUCCCAAACAGGACCUAAGUCACAAUCCGGCCCCGCAGAAGCCCGCCCGAAGGAAGUUCCGGCCAGACAGCCAGAACGUGGAGUUCGUGGCGCCACCUUGUGGCUCUUUUCUAAAAUCCACCCAAAAAACGCCGCCCGGGCAGAAGAGGGCGAUCCAGAUGGCGAUCCGCAAAAACAAGGACGCCAACGCCGUGCUGACGCGACUCAACAGCGAGCUCCAGCAGCAGCUCGAGGUGGUCCACCGCGAGAGGGUCACCUUGGAGACGCAGCUGGACCUCCUGCGUCCCGUGGCCUCCGCGUGACCCCGGCGGCGGCUCGCUGGACAAUCAGGUCGGGAUGAACGUGCGAGAGGCCGCGAGCCAUCAAAGACGUUUGCAAACGUAAUUUUGCCGUAGCGAACGCCAUCAUGAUGACACACGCGGCCAGCAAAACGUAAAUCUUGAACGGGAUUUAUCCAUCCAAAACGUAGCGGGGCCAAGCGAACUGCACCGCUUGAUGGGAACGUGACUAUGCUGUUUAGUUUUGCACGAGAAAGAUUGUUUACUUGAUUAUGGUGUACAUGCAAAAUCAUUUUGUGUUGCAAAUUGAAUGAAGUUCCAUUUUUGUCUGUCUGCUGUUCAUAACUUCAGAUUUCAUGUCCAACACCGCGAACAGUAAAAAUCCGCUAGUAAAUCCCGACAACCCAAACAGGGGCGUAGUUUCCUAUCGAUGCCACAAGAUGACAGCAAAGUACUUUUUUUUUUUCUCUAUCAGAUGAGCCCCUGGCCUGACUAAAUGAAACUCCUCCUCUCACUUCAACGUGGUUCUUCGGCACCAAAAUGUGUUUAUCACAAAUAACCGAGGAUAGGUGUGCCCAAAUCUUCCACCAGGCAAAUAUGCGGGACUUCACUGUAGAUACCUUGCGUUUUAGAUGUGCACGUGUUUGGUCACCAUCCAAUGAAAAUCAUUUUAUCCAAAUGUUCUGAAUGGCUUUGCAGUUAUGAUGGGCGUCAAUUAUCAGCAAAUUUUCGCCACUCGGGGUCCGGCGCAAUCCCUAUCCUCAACUGUACUGUAUGUUGCUCAUCAAAAUGAUUUUCAGCGCCAAUAUUUUACUGGAUCCCAACGUUAAAAAAAAACGCUCAAAAUGAAAUACUGUAGCAUUAAUGUUGAAGAAGGAAAACAAAAAUGCCAUAAACCAGCACAACCCUCCAAACUGUUUGGGCAGCAGAUGUGCUAUGCAAAGACCAGGUUCUGCUUUAGACUGUUCUUACUGUAUCUUCUCCAACUGGGCGGCUGUUUGGACGUACGUGGAAACGCUGCAUGUUUCCGACGUCACGAUGCUCUUUUAUACGCAACUGGAAGACUGUAAUGACUGUGAAGUGAUCAAUAAAGUUGCUUAUUUUUCACAAUUGA
This is a messenger RNA of Phyllopteryx taeniolatus (common seadragon), 3705 nucleotides long. It is a transcript of the gene reps2, whose product is annotated as RALBP1 associated Eps domain containing 2. Gene Ontology annotation, biological process: endosomal transport; endocytosis. Lineage: Eukaryota; Metazoa; Chordata; Actinopteri; Syngnathiformes; Syngnathidae. The transcript has 18 exons. Gene Ontology annotation, molecular function: protein binding; calcium ion binding. The coding region runs from base 885 to 2615 and encodes 576 amino acids. Gene Ontology annotation, cellular component: plasma membrane; cytoplasm. The record is from RefSeq and is a predicted model, not a curated record.